UACGGUACGGGUUGUCUUGACGAAACCCCCCUGGACUUUCAGAACCGAAAACGGGCGAAAUUAGUGAACUGCAACGGACCAUAACGAAAGACACGGAAUAUACUCAUGAUUUGAUGUCAUUGUUUCAUUUAUUCACUAAACAAACGGACUGAGCCUCAACAUUCCGGAUCACCUGAGACGGAGUCGGGAAGCAAGCGUCCCUUCGUGUUGUACUAAAAGCGAGCGGAUUGUGGACACUUCUAAACAAAAACAGUGAACAGUGUUAUCAAACAUUUAGGCAAAUGAUAACAGAUAUGUCUGUGGGGCACUGUAGAAAAGAAGAAGGCACGGCUCCCUAACCACCACACCCCAAAUCCCCCCCUUCCCCUCCCCAAAACCCCACCCUCUACCCCCACCACUUCUCCCGCCUGCCAUGGUCUCGGCUUCCCCGCUCUGCAGUAGUGUGCGUGCCUGGGUCAGCACUGACCACAUCCCUUUGUGCAGCAUCAACGUAGACCGAGUAUCCUAUACUGAAGAUUCUUCCUGUGUAAAACUGCAAUCACCACUGUGUAAGGAAUGUGGUGUUAACAGCGAACACAUGCAGGUGGAUCCCACACAGAUGAAAGUAAGAGAUGGAGGUGCUGUGAGCACAGGGGGCAGGACUCCAAACAAGGUGCUAGAGAGCAUGGUGGGAAACCCUCCGCCUUUACCUCCAGAGCUGGCUACAGAUGUGAAUCAGCAGUCUAAGCCAGCUCCAGACUACAAACCAUCCCAUGUCUCCUCAAAAAGCAGUCAACUGCAGCACUGCCUGGAAGCCUCUCCCUCUCUACACUAUGAAGACACCCCCUUAUUGUGCACUGUACCAGUGAACACAGUACUGCAUGAGAAAGCAGAGGUUCCCAAGCACAGCAUAGAUGGCUCUGCAACCCAACCCAGGCAGCAGCGGCCAAGUGGGAAAAGGGACAACAUCCCCCCCAACCCCAGUCCCAGUACUGCAAACCCUGAAAAGAUGGCACCAGCUCAGAUUCAGUCUGUGAUUAGUCUGUCACCAGGUUUCCAGUGCUCUACACACUUUAAACCAGGCCAGCCAGUGGCCUUUUUUCCUACUGCUAACCUCAGCCCUCCAAUGUGCAAGAUCACUCUUCCCCCUGCUUUGGGUCAGAUUGCAGCUUUAAGAGAAGCUACAGCCAACCAGUUCAGCAAGGUGUGUCAGCUGCAAAGCUCAAACUCUGGUGGUACCCCUCAGCUCCGGCCACACCCUUAUCACUUCUCCAUUGGUAGAGUUAUAGCACCCGAAAAUAAACCCUCUUCCACUGCGGCAAAACACGUGGCUUGCAGCAAGAGCUCCAAAGCGGGCAAAGACCAUGAUUCACCCAUAGACUCUGGAGCCUCACCUACCAUUGCAGUCCCAUCAAAGCAGCCAACAGGGUCUCCUAUACCCCCUCUAUCCCUGCCUCCUUCUUCUCAAGGUGGGUGCAGCCCAGCUGUAGCCAGCUUCACUGAAAGCAGAGGACUGCUGAACCACAUGGAGAAGCAUCCGUCCCGUCACAGCCUUGAAAAUGUGUCAGUGAUGCAUGCAAGACUCAAGUCUACAGGUGUCACAGAGGAGAAUGCACUAACAUGCUCAGCUGAUUUAAGGGACAUGCCACUGGACUUGUCCGCAAAGUCGAAACGACAGAAGUCUCCUGCAGCCCCUCCAAAAACAUCCCAAAUACAGCUCUGCUGUACAGAAGCUGGGAAGAAUGACACCACCUCUCUAAAGAGGGUUUCUUGUUCGCAGACCUCCAGCCUUGGGCCUUCUGCACCUUAUACCAUCUUUCCAGAGACCCUGAGAAAUGGUGCACUUGCAAAGAGUUCCACCAACUUUUUGAAUCACAAGGGCUCUGAUGCAUCUGCAUCCUGGGCCAACAUAUCCUCACAGGCCUCCAUAAACCUCCCAGGGACCUACGUGGGGGUGGCUAGUCCCGUACUUGCCUCCACCCUGUGCAGCAAGGAUGGAAAGGGGUCUGCUUUUGUGGAGGACCUGCAAAGCAUAGCUAAACAGGAGACUAUCUCCAUCAUUGAUCAGGGUGAGCACCUGGUCUGUAGGGGAAGGAAAGGACCUGCUGUGAUUAAGGAUGCACAGAAGUGCCCCACCUCCAAACAGUCAAGUGAUAUUCGUCUAGCUGGUCAACCCAAGGAUGUUUUUCCCUUAGUUUUAUCUGGCCCUGCUAAGUCGCAUCAUUGUAUGCCCAGCAGUGGGAAAGCAGUCAUCCCACAGUCUCCUAAUGGCAGCAAGCCAGCAUGGCGCCAGCUCAGUCUUCUCCCCCACCAGGGAGCUUCUACACUGCAGCGGAAAAAGUCUCACAGGGCCCCCCAAUUACAGUUAUGCAGUGGCAGUGAGGGCAUCCCUUUUCAGGAUCCCAUCUCAAACGCAUCCCAUGCAAAGGAAGAAAAGUGGGACAAAUCCAGGUCUCCUCUCUGCAACCUGGAGUCCACAGUGAAACAGAAACCUCUGGAGGCACCUGAACUCCCCAGUGAUGGAUGCCAUAAUCUGGCAAAUUUAGACACAAAGAGUUCUGAAGCUGUGGCUGCACAUGUCAGGUAUCAAGACACCAAAUCACGACAGAUCACGUGCAGAGAGUUCCAACCGUUCAAGACUUCUAAGAAGCGAGAAGGGAAACUUAAGAAAGAUCUCCAAGGAGGGGAUCACACCCGGGUUUCCUGCAAGCAGGAGAAAAGGAUUGCUACUGAACUCAGUGAAAAGACCACAGUGAAACAACUGAAGCAGGAAGAAAAUUCAGGUAGCGAUGACUGCUCAAACACUUCAAGACCUCAUGAUAAGAAUAAAAGAAGAACCGAGUUGAUCCAUGACUCCAAUGACAAUAAUAUUGAGGAGACAUCUGUCACUGAGAGCCUCUCCCCUUGUGUGAAGUUGGAAGGCAUUGCUUUCUCCAUCCUCAAGGGUCAAUGCACGGAUGUCACUGAGCUGAAGGAGAAAACAAGUGGAAGCAAAAAUAUGAAAGAUUCUCCUUCUAAAGCUAGAGCAUCAGUCCACAAAUGCAAAAAGCUCAGUUCCAGCAAGAAUGACAAACUGUCAACAGAAACCUUGAGAAAGACAGUAGAAUGUCCCAAGAAGUCACAGAAGGACAGUCCUGUGACAAAGAAACAGAAGAAGCAGCCGGUACAUGGACUGGCGCUAAGCCAGCCAGAGGUAGAGGAGGGCAAGAGGAAACAUGGUGGGAGGUGCAACAUCGUUUCUACAGAGCCGCUUUCUCAUAGCCAAGCAGCUGAUAUGAGUAGUGAGUUCACGGCCCUUCGAAGUACAGCAGCCCAAGGUUCGCAGCAGGGCACUCCUGGCAGGCCAAGAAAGGAGGGGGAGUGUGCCACCCCCAGGCUGAGGAGAGGUCGCCAGUCGAUGGAGGAGGCGCUUCAAGGCAACCGGAGCCCCCCUCCCUCUCUCCCUCCAGCAUCUCCACCUCCACCACCACCACCACCCCCUGCCCCGUUCCGCCGACCCAGAGGCCGGCCUCGCUCAAACCCGCUGCCAAACCAGACCCAGGGGGCCACGGCCACAGCCGUGCACAGUGGGACCACGGACUUGUCCGCGGGAAAGAAAAGGCGGCGUUGCAGGAAUAGGAAGUAUCAGAAUGGGGAGUACAUCGUGGAGCGUGAGCAAGCCAGAACAGAAAUGGAGGACAAGUGUGUGACCACACGGCAAGCUGCUCGAGCUGAAGCAGACCUGAGGACCACAGGGGUGUACCCACGCCACAGCGCCACCCUUCCGUGCCCAGGCACCGGCCCAGAGAGUGGCACCAGGAGAGCUCUCCUCACCCGCUCGGGGUCAGCGCGGAGGCCUGAGUGUCAUGCCACUCCGGAGUCCAGUGACAAGCCCUCAGGCAAACGGAAGUUCAAAAGCAAACACUUGUAUGACACAGAUGAGGAGAAGCUGAAGAACAAGCGCAGCCACCUUGGAAAACGCUCUACUCCCGUGGCCAACGCGGACAGCCCUCCAGCAAAGAGGCAGCAGUCCCCUGGCUCUGUUUCCUCCCCAAAGGGUCUGUCCUCACCCCUUACUAAUAGGAAAGGGGGCGCUAGCAGGGGGUGCGUUCCCGAAUCCUCCCCAAUCCGGCCCAUCCCUCCAGAGGUGCGCAGACUAAUCGUGAACAAGAAUGCUGGGGAGACCCUGCUUCAGCGAGCUGCUCGCUUAGGCUACCAGGAGGUUGUCCUGUACUGCUUGGAGAAAGACAUGCGGGAGGUGAAUCGGCGUGACAAUGCUGGCUACACUGCACUUCACGAGGCAUGCUCCCGGGGCUGGGCCCGUAUUGUCCGGGUGCUGCUGGACCAUGGAGCCGAUGUCAACUGCAGCGCCCAGGAUGGCACACGGCCAAUUCAUGAUGCAGUGGUUAAUGACAAUUUGUAUGUGGUGUGGAUGCUGCUGAACCAUGGAGCAGACCCCACCCUGGCUACCUACUCUGGGCAGACGGCACUCAAACUGGCCCAGAGUGGCAGCAUGAAGAAGUUCCUCAUGGAAUACUUUGCUGAUCUGGAUGGACGAGAUGAGCGGGAUCCCGGACUGAGCUGGGAUUUCUACAGCAGCAAUGUGUUCGAGACUGAAGAGAAGGCAUGCUGGGAUUUCUUGCUCUCACUGCCCAAUGAGGAGGAGGCAAAGGAUGAGGGGAGGAAGGAGAGGGAAGAGAGAACAGAAGGGGACUGCUUCCUGUUUGAAUUCUCAGCUGAGCCCCUUUUACCCUGCUACCAUAUUCAAGUGUCACUAACCCAGGGCUUCUGCAAUUGGUUCCUCCUUUCAGACGUCUUGAGGCGCCUGAAGAUGUCUGCGCGGAUAUUCCGAGCGCGGUACCCGCACUUCGAGGUGGUGGGGAUCUCACAGACGGAGCUGUGCCAGCAAGUGUCCGUCAGCCAGGUUACGCCAGUCCCAAGAGAGCUUUGGCUGGCUGACGGGGAAGGGGAGGGUCCAGUAGAGCUGGUGCGCUGCGUCCCAGACUUGCAGGGGCUGCUGGGCUCUACCGUGCACAUCCUUGAGGAGGCGCAUAGCCGGUAGUUGCCAGCACCCCGCACCCCUCCUCAAAACUCAAACACUUUCCCAACCUCCCAACACCCCUCUCCAGUCUCAACUUCAGUCUCCCUCAGUGGCCAAUCAAAUCAGGACAAAGAGAAGUACCCAUGAGUCCCACGCAACACAACCAACAGAACCAGCCAUUUGAAUCCAGAUGCUGAGGAUGGACUUGGUGAUCUUUUCUGAUUUCUAUAUCUCCACUUCUAGUGUUAUCAAUUUUUAUAAGGCACACGCCACUUAAACGGGCUAUGGCAUCCACAGCGUAAGCGUAUUCAACUGCCAUGAACCCCAGGACGAACGAGCGUUGAACACAGUGGGGCGAAGUUUUCAGAACUCAAUGUCAGUUAAUAAUUUUCAGCAUUCAAGGAACGCACAUACUGUAUGCAUCAUAGCAACAGGGUUAACACAAUAGGGUUAUUUAUACACGAGGUGAUGGAAUUUAAUUUGGGUUCAGCCUAUUCUGUUGUGCACCUGCUUAUUUGUGAGAAACAAAGUUUAUCAGGCAGAGAAAAUUCCUGACUUUUGUCGCUUAACUGGGCCACAUGUUCAGAUGGUUCUGCAAACGAGCAGACCUCUUCUACAGAUCAUAGAAAUUCCACCCCACCCCCCAGUGGCCUCAUAGAGAAUAGUGGCUUUGCACUACACUCCCACACCACCCCACCCAAGCCCACACCCCUUCAAAGACUCAGUGUUUGUCUACAAAAACCUCCACUGUAUGAAGUGAACAGUGGUCAGUAUUGUUUCACCCCUUCAUGUGGGUUUAGGGUUUCUUUCUGCUGUGGGUUUCAGAAUACAGCAGUGAUUUUCACUAAAAUGUCACAUUUGCUAGUUUUUCACUGGUCUCACCAAUUCUAGGUUGACCCUAGCCAAGUUAUGUUUUUUUUUGUUUUUUUUGUUUUUUGGUUUGCUGUUUCUGUCACCUGGUGACCUGAUUGGCCCUGAUUGCCCUUCUAAAUGAUUACCUUUCAGUUAACUGGCAAUGAAAGGUUGCUUGAGAUCAAGAUCGUGUGGACCCAUGGGCUCAUGAGAAUUAAUUCAGGUCACACUGUCCUUCAUCAAUUAAUUCACCUUUCCCACUCUCCUCAUGAACUAAUUAAUUGCCCCAUUCUGUGUUUUAUUUACAGUGUUUGAUUUGUGUCCUUGCUUAAUUUAAUAGAUGUUAUGAUUAAUAUAUUUGUAUUUGGCAAAUGAUUUAAUAUUUCUUUGUAUGGUUGGUGCUUUGUUUGAAGUAUUGCAUAUUCCUUUAUUCUCUAUUCUUUAUUCCUUUUUUUUGUAUUUCCUUCCUUGCAUAUUUUAAUACGCCAAAGUACAGUUUUAUUGUACUGGUGCUACACUAGAUUUUGUGUUUGACAAUCACUGAAGUUUCAUUUGAAGUUUAAACCAAUAAAUUAUAUUUAAAUAGAAGAGAAAGAAAUGUAAAGAAUGCAAAGUCAAGUUUUUCUGGCCAGCGCGUAAUUAUGUUGAUGAGUACAAGGUAUGUAGAGGACGUAUAGGGAAGGACACCUUUUAUUUAUUUAUUUUAUAAGAAAAGCAAACCGAAUAAAGCAUGAUUGUCCUCCA
This is a messenger RNA of Conger conger (European conger), 6595 nucleotides long. Its product is annotated as BCL-6 corepressor-like protein 1. The transcript is spliced from 14 exons. Gene Ontology annotation, cellular component: nucleus. Gene Ontology annotation, molecular function: transcription corepressor activity; protein binding. Gene Ontology annotation, biological process: negative regulation of transcription by RNA polymerase II. The coding region runs from base 413 to 5020 and encodes 1535 amino acids. NCBI's taxonomy places the organism in Eukaryota, Metazoa, Chordata, Actinopteri, Anguilliformes, Congridae. The record is from RefSeq and is a predicted model, not a curated record.